Diachasmimorpha longicaudata is the source of this 4688-nucleotide messenger RNA. RefSeq names its product partitioning defective 6 homolog gamma (gene par-6). Gene Ontology annotation, biological process: centrosome cycle. Lineage: Eukaryota; Metazoa; Arthropoda; Insecta; Hymenoptera; Braconidae. Bases 74 to 1036 code for a protein of 320 amino acids. Gene Ontology annotation, molecular function: protein binding. The record is from RefSeq and is a predicted model, not a curated record. The transcript is spliced from 4 exons.
UAAAAUUACAUAUGGUUUAUCAACCAGGCUUUAACAAUCAAUUGUUAACUGUUCUUCAUUAGACAUAUUCAACAUGUCGAAAAGCAAACUUCACCACAAUCAUCAGCACAUCGACAGUGACGUGAUUCCUGUGAAAAGUAAAUUUGACGCUGAUAUCAUAAGGUUUUCUAUAAAGAAAAAUGAACAAAUGCAAUAUGACGAUUUUUGGAGACUACUCGCUGAAAAACAUGAGCUGGGCCAGGAGCAAAAUUUUUUAAUAUGGUACACCGAUCCAACACAUGGUGAUUCACUGCCAAUUAAUAAUGACAAUAAUUUAGCACGUGCAUUAGCAGCAUCAAAACCAUUAGUCAGAGUAUUUAUAACGAGAAAGGGCAGCGGUGUUGAAGAUGUCAAUGGUUAUGGUACCUUGAAGCCGAAGAAUUUGAUUUCAAGUAUAUUGGGUGGCACACCAGGAAAACCAAAGCCACCAUUAGCCAUUUCUAAUCCUCAUGAUUUCCGACAGGUAUCAGCGAUUAUUGACGUUGAUAUUCUCCCGGAGACUUGCAGACGUGUCAGAUUACUGAAACACGGAUCAGAUAAGCCCCUUGGUUUUUACAUAAAGGAUGGCGAGAGUUUUCGAGUUUUACCUUCCUCAGCAGGUGGUGGGAUUGAAAAAGUUCCUGGUGUUUUUAUCAGUCGACUGGUACCUGGUGGAUUGGCUGAAAGUACGGGACUUCUUGCUGUCAAUGAUGAAGUAUUAGAAGUCAAUGGGAUUGAAGUAGCUGGAAAAACAUUGGAUCAGGUAACAGACAUGAUGAUUGCCAAUUCAUCGAAUUUAAUAAUAACGGUGAAGCCGGCAAAUCAACGAGCAGCCAUGGCAGCUCCCAGACGCGGAUCAUUCUCUAGGAAUAGUCAAUUGUCAUCUGGAAGUCAUCAAUCAACCCAAAGUGUCACUGGUAGUGCCAGCGAUGAAGAGGCCGAUGAAAUCGUUGAUUUCACUCACGUACAUCAACCGAAUCACUUCAGUCACGAUCAGACUGGUGUAUUGCGUCUGUAAAAAAAAUCCAUCAUUCACUGGUACACGAUAUAGGGUGAGUAGUAAUUAUUGAAUGCUGUGGAAUCAUUGAUAACACAUUUCCCAUUAUUUCAUUUGAUGAUAAUUAUAUAUUCUCCACGGAAAAUGAUGCCUUUGAAGUGCCUUAAAACACACGAUUUGACAGAACAGGUAGACAAAAAAAAGGGUAGAAAAGACAACCAAAGUGGUUUCGAAAGGAAAAUUAACGAUCAAUAAUAAAUUAUUAUUCUGUGGGCACCUAUACAAAUUUACACUUAUUCUAUUACAGUAGAGUUUCAUGGAAUUGAACGGAUAUAUUCAAUAAAUCAUGUUUACAAUUGUUUUAAAAUGGUCCAAUACAAUGGCAGCAAUUAAAAAGCGAUUAAAAAGUAUUAAGGAUUUCAUAAUUGAGUAGGGAAGUGGUGAAAAGAAAUAAAUUCACUUGUCAAAAGCAAAAAAGGUCCUGAUAAAAAUUUUUCUAUCUCCCCUAGAUGUUGAGAUAUUUAUUAAAAACUGAAUAUGAGUAAGAAUGAACCUAUCUCAUUUUACCACUUUGCUACUGAAUUAUAAAUUAACAUGGUGAGCGAUAGUAUUUAACACGCUCAAAAUAUUUCACGUGUACUUAAGUAGUAUAACCUAUAUUUUUUCUUUAACGUUUGAAAUAUUAUAGUUAUUGAAGAAUUUGUACUUAAUGAUAACGACAAUGGAAUAAUAAUGAAAUGAAUCAGAUGAUGAAUUUCUAUUUAUUUAUUUAUUUACUGCAAUCGGUGUGUGGUACCAUUUAGCAGGGAAAUCCCUGUAUUCUGUGUGUUUCACUUUGGAAAUUAUUGAUCGAUUACAUAAUCUGUUGAGCACACCUAUUCGUGCGCAUGAAUUUAAAGCAGCUGGAUUUGAGUAUGUUAAAGUUGUAUAUUUACAUUCUUUUAUCCUUCAUUUAAUGUUAAAGAUAAACAAGUUUAGUAUAAAUGACGAUUUGUUGGUGGAAACAAUAUUUGUUCCAUAAAUAAUUAAUUGUCCCCUCGUUAUUCACGAGAUUGAUUUCUAUCACACAUAAAAAUUGAUAUUUCUUUCUAAUAAUUUGUUGACAACAGAUGACACUACAAAUUGUAAAAUUGAAAUAUUUUAUGUCAUAUAUUUGUAGAAAUCUUAUUGGUAUAGUACUCUAGGUCCUAUAUUUCUUUAAACCUUUAAUUAGUAUUUUGAAUAAGGAUUUGAAUGACUAAGAUAACUGAUAAAAGUGAAUAAAAAUACAAGUAUUUAAACGACCGAAGCAUUCCAAAAUGUUCCGAAGCCUUAGAGAACUUUCGAUGGUAUGCUUGGAAAAACAGUUUUACAAAUUUAUAUCGACGUUAAGGGUUUACACAAUGAUACAUUUGUAAAUAUAAAAAUGUUAUACCUUUUAAUGCCACCUUAUUUCGAAUAAAGAAUAUUUUAUUUUACAAUAACUCGGUUGAUAUUUACUCAAUAUUUUGCUCAUUUCGUGUUCGGUUUUCCCUGAAAAUUUUUGCAAAAUAAAAAAAGAGCAAUAAAGAAAAGUUCUGUAAUAUAAAAGUUGAAAAAGAUUCAAGAAAACAUAAAUGAGUUUCACAACAUCUUGGAGGACGUUUAUUCAUCGACUAAUUAAUAUCAUUAUACAAUUUUAACACAUUAGUAAGUGUCCAUUGGUGGUGGCUUAGCAUAUUUAUUAGCAGGAUCUCUUUCACCAUCGCAAACUUGUCUGUGGCGCUCGCCACUCAUUAUUACAAGUCUGUGUCUCUGUUUCGUUCGAAAAACACAUUCUUUCAGAUCAGCCAUUAGAACACGACAUUUUCUUUCAGCAUGUUGUGGUCCAUAUGCCUCAAGACAAUCAACAAGCUCUAGUUCACGUAUCGCACAGUCUGGAUGAUUCUGAAAGUUAUGGAGAUUUGAAAAGAUGUCCGUAAUUGGGGUUUUAAUGUGUGGUGGUACUUGGUAAUCCAUUUUUCAAACUUGCCGAGUCAAGGGGACCCUGAAAUUAAGAAGAAAAAAUAAGUGAAGUGUGGAUUUACAAUCUAAAUGUCAGAUCCAAUAAAAUGAUAAAUAACCUAACCUCAAAUGAAGAGAUAUUUCGAAAUUACAUAAUAAAAUGAGAGUGUAAAGUCAUUGUAAAUGGAAAAGAUGGGCUUUGGUUACGAUAUAAAUGUGAUAAUCAAUGUGAAUAAUAUGCCACCUUACUUGCAAAUUAGAUGUAGAAAAAGAGUAAAUAAAUGGCGCUGGGAAUUGUUCAGAGGACCGAUUGAACUUCUAGAAGUAACAAAAUAGUGUCACUUUAAGCUUGUUUCUUGUCUAAAUUAACCACUUAGAUGAUAGAUUAACUGACCAGAUGAGUGUCUUUACUUUCUCGAUGACUUUAAAAUAAUAAUAAUAAUCAUAAUAAUAAAGGGAGAGAUAUAUAGUAGACCUAACCUCUCUGGGUAGAGAUUAUUGUGGUGGUGCAGGAACUAGAGAGAAACACCAAGCUGGCAUUAUCAAUGGUCGAUCAUUGUUUGUCAGUUUGAUCGUCGGUAAAAAAACGUGCGCGGGAGUGUACGAAAACGCCGGGAAAAAAAUGACACAAAAAUUUCGCAUUCUUUCUUACAUUAGAAGAGAUUGGCCAAAAACUGGGCUCAGAGAUGGAUGAAUUUAUCUCGUUGUUCCAUUAUCGCUUAUAAUUUUCGUUGCCGUCCAACAAUAAUAGGAAAUAUCGGCAAAACAUCUUGAAGCCUUUGAUCAUCGAUUGUUUAUCGUCAAUCACGUUACAGCAGAAAUAUCGAAAUCAAUGAAGAUUUUAUGAUACUUGCAAUCUUGGCAAAAAGCAGAGGAACAUUUUCACAUUCCAAGGAAAAAAAAAACAAUUCCUCGCAAGCCUUAAUAUAACUUCUUCGAGUGUUCCACGCCUCGAAUGUUUCAAUAUCAACAAGUAUUUUCGAAGUCGUGGGCGUCCACAAAUCCGUCCAAUCCUAGAUGAAAGCUAAAAAGCCGUUUCACUGAUGUUUUUGGAUGAAUGAGUGGGAGAACGUCUCGAGGUUCCUGGAAGAAUUUCGCAAGUUUAACGCGUCCUUGGCGGCCAGUUGAGUCGAAAGCUCGGCUGUCCAGUGUCGGAAUUAACUACUGCGAAGUUCGAUAGUGAUUAUUCAUCAUUUGAGGUAGAAUAAUUUGCACAAAUGAUUGCGAAGGCAGCGCACGAGACCCAAAAUCUCCUCACGACGUAUCUAAUCCUGCUGGUCCUCCUGAUAUGCUUGUGGGCACUCUAUUCCGGAUUUUAUUAAUCCCCCAGGAGAGGAAUAACGAGGGAAUAAUGACAAUGAAGAAUCAUGACAUGAUGACGAUGAGAGUGCGACUGCAUCGGCCAUGGUGACUCCAGGAGGACCAAUCCAACAUACAGAAACUAGUAUUUGUAUUAAAAAAUUCCAGAAUUUCGUCAAAUUAAUGAUUCUAUCUGUUGUUAUAUUUAUUCAUUCACAUCCUCAUUCAAUGUGAAUUUCAAUUACUUAUGGGCGUGUUUUUGCCGAUUUAGAUUGUUCUAUGGAGUCAAGGGAAAACGCUUACGCAAUUUUUUAUGUUACGUGUUGAAUAUUGAAGAUGGAAAAAAAUGUUGUUGUGAUGACGUUGAUGAUUUUUUAUGGGUUUAUCAAUGAGUAAAGUUUAAUGAAUUCCA